Molecule: messenger RNA, 1354 nt
Organism: Gekko japonicus
Lineage: Eukaryota; Metazoa; Chordata; Lepidosauria; Squamata; Gekkonidae
Gene: HADH
Product: hydroxyacyl-CoA dehydrogenase
Exons: 8
Coding region: 82-1011 (309 amino acids)
Biological process (GO): fatty acid beta-oxidation
Cellular component (GO): mitochondrion
Molecular function (GO): NAD+ binding; (3S)-3-hydroxyacyl-CoA dehydrogenase (NAD+) activity
Source: RefSeq, a predicted model, not a curated record
UGGCUUAGGCCUGGGCGCUGCCUUCGCUCUCUCCGCGGCCCGCCCUCCUUGCCUUGCCUUGCCAGUGCAGUGCGGCUCGCCAUGGCCUUCGCCACCCGCCAAUUCCUGCGCGCGAUUUCCACCGCGGCCGCCAAAAAGCUGGUGGUGAAGCAUGUGACGGUGAUCGGGGGCGGCCUGAUGGGCGCCGGGAUUGCCCAGAUUGCUGCAGCAACUGGCCACACUGUGAUACUGGUGGACCAAACAGAUGAAAUAUUAAAUAAAUCCAAGAAAGGAAUUCAGGAGAGUCUGAAAAAGCUGGCAAAGAAGAAGUUUGCAGACAAACCCGAGGAAGGCACUCAGUACAUUGAGAAGGUCUUAAAGAACCUGACGACAAGCACAGAUCCAGUCUCUGUCGUACACAGCACCGACCUUGUUGUGGAGGCCAUUGUGGAAAACGUAGCCGUGAAAAAUGAGCUUUUCAAGACGCUGGAUAAGUUUGCACCUGAACACACGAUAUUUGCUAGUAACACUUCAUCCUUGCCCAUUACAGAGAUGGCCAACGCUACUACUAGGCAGGACCGUUUUGGGGGCCUACACUUCUUCAAUCCCGUGCCUUUGAUGAAGCUUGUUGAGGUUGUCAAGGCACCAAUGACCAGCCAGAAGACUUUCGAAUCUCUCGUGGAUUUUACGAGAGCACUGGGGAAAACCCCUGUGUCUUGCAAGGACACUCCUGGUUUUGUUGUCAAUAGACUCCUUGUGCCUUACCUGAUGGAAGCUGUUCGGCUUUUUGAGAGAGGAGAUGCGUCAAAGGAAGAUAUUGAUGUUGCCAUGAAGCUGGGAGCAGGCUACCCCAUGGGCCCAUUUGAACUUUUGGACUAUGUUGGCUUGGAUACCAGUAAAUAUAUUAUAGAUGGGUGGCAUCAGUUGGAGCCUGAAAACCCUCUCUUUGCUCCAAGUCCGCUGCUGGAUAAACUAGUAGAAGAGAAGAAAUUGGGGAAGAAAACUGGAGAAGGAUUUUACAACUACCAAUGAACUUUGCAGUCUGCAGUGCGUGCCAAGCUGAUCCAGGGAAGCCACGUUCCAUUUCCUGUGUACUCGGAAUGCCACUUAAUCAUGACCUUAAAAAGAGAGACAACAGUAUCUAUGCUGUACAUUUUGAUUGUAGUGUCUGAGGCGAUUGCUUUUUUUCCUGGAAAACAGUUUUAUUUCCUGAAGAUUUGAGCUUCAUACACCACCGUGCCUUUCUUUAUAAGCUGCCUUAUUCAGGUUCAUGUUAUUAUUCCAAAUGGAUUUCACAGAUCUGUAACAAACUGUUGAACCAGAAAAAAAAUGUCCAAGUCUCAAGGCAAAUAAAAUAGGCCAUCUUGAUACAGAA